Messenger RNA from Dictyostelium purpureum, 358 nucleotides. RefSeq lists its product as uncharacterized. The record is from RefSeq and is a predicted model, not a curated record. The coding region runs from base 14 to 358 and encodes 114 amino acids. The transcript has 3 exons. NCBI's taxonomy places the organism in Eukaryota, Evosea, Eumycetozoa, Dictyosteliales, Dictyosteliaceae.
AAUUAUAAAGGGUAUGAAAAUUCAAUUGAUCAAUAAACAAAUAUCAUGGUUAAAUAGUAAUGGUUUAAAUAAUAUUAGGGUAAUAGUAAUAUUUGCAACAAUGAAAAAUCAACAUCAACAGGGUGAUAACUCUAUACAAUGUCAACAUACAGGUACAAUAUCAUCGAUAAAAUAUAAAACAGGAGAUUUUUAUUUUUAUCCAAGCACCAAGUAUCAAAAUACAAUUGUUUUUCCAAUACCAGACAAUAUUCUACCAACCAUCAUAUUACCAAAUAUUUCAAAUCUUUACUCUUUAAAAAUAACAUUAAGAAAGCAACCAUUUUCAAAAGAAAUACCAUUAAUAUUAACUAAAAAUUAA